This is a messenger RNA of Porites lobata, 4239 nucleotides long. NCBI's taxonomy places the organism in Eukaryota, Metazoa, Cnidaria, Anthozoa, Scleractinia, Poritidae. The record is from the annotation of a GenBank genome assembly.
CAGUACAUUCGGGCAUCUUAUGACACGGAUCCGGAGAAGGUUUUGCGCCUGAUAUUUACGGAAUGGAAGCUGGACUUACCCAAGCUACUCAUCUCUGUGACCGGCGGCGCCAAGAAUUUUGUUCUUAAUCCCAAACUGAAACAAGUCUUGAGGAAAGGUCUGCUUAAGGUACAGUUUAUGUAAAUUGUUGGCGAAAAGGGCUCUCCAUCCUACAAAGACAAGAGGAAUUUCUUGAUUCGGGAAAUGAUUGAUUUACUGUAAACGGCGCGAAGAGGCCGAUACACGUUAACGACCUCGCUCAAAUUAAGCCUAUGACAAUGUCUUUUUGUCCAGAGUCGAUUCUAGAAAACGUGGACUUUCUCCCAAAUUGAAAAAGACUAUAUAGAAAACGCAGAAAUUUAGUUCCUUCAAGAUCUUCAUCUUUUGGCUAAUAACCAUGGUUCUAAGGAAAUUAAGGAUUAUUAUAUUCGCCUUGACAGGCCGCUCAAACUACAGGAGCCUGGAUCAUAACCGGUGGCACGAAUACAGGUGUCAUGCGCAAUUGGCGAGGCGGUGCGCGGUCACACAGUCAUGUCACGUGGACAACACUCAGCAGGUUCAUUUAAUUGGUAUAGCGACCUGGGGAAUAGUGGACCACAGAGAGCACGUUAUUGGCAAGCAGGUAAAUUCAAGUAAAGAAAAGAAAAGUUAAGCAAGGAUGGGAAAAGAAAACUAAUCCACGCAUGACAAGUCAACCAGUAGACGAUCCAGAAUUUAGCCAAUUCUUUCUCUUAUAAAUGCAAGCCUAAUCUUUCGUCGGUUAUUUUAUUUGACGAACUUCAGGUUAAAAUUAGCCACGCGGAAACGCCUUCUAGAAAGGAAAAAGCAGGACUAAAAUUUGUCAAGCUCUAACCUUGCUUAUUCUACAGUGUUCCAAAAUGUGUCCUUACUCAAAAGCACGUCUUCAGCGAUCAUUCCUUGGGUUCUUGAAGUAACGAAGUAGAUGAUCACUUCUAAGCCAAGUUCACCUUUUGCAAUCAUUGUUAACAGAUGUAUUUUGGUGACUUUGCUGAAAAAAAGUUGUGUUCUUUAAGUCGGGUUUAUCGCUAAAAACUCGGUAACAAAAUGUAACGUUAUUCUAAUGUCUUGCUACGAAGCCAAAGUCAUAAAAGGUGGGCUGUGAAUAGCAAAGUUUGAUUGGUUACCGCUAGUCUUAAUUGUGUGAAGAAAUCACGGGAGACUGAUCAGCUUGGGUUGGUUUGCUGAGCUUAACCAAUGUUACCCUGGCUCCAGAAAUCCGUUCUCAGGCUAAAUAUCUGGUCGUCGUACAAAACGGGUAAGGAAUGCCCGGUAUUAUUAUUAAUCAGUAGGUUUGUACUGUCGCAAUUUGUAAUAAUCAUCGCACUUUGUAAUACCUGUCGCGAUUUGUAAUAAAUCCAUCGCACUUUGUAAUACCUGUCGCAAUUUGUAAUAAACCGUGUCUCACUUUGUAAUAAAAAAUCUGUCGCAAUUUGUAACAACUGUCCAUCGCACUUUGUAAUAAACUAAGCUGUCGCAAUUUGUAAUAAUUCCAUCGCACUUUGUAAUAACUUUUUGAGAGUAAUUAAACUUACUUCGUCAACAUUAAUAUAACGCCAAAAUAUGCAUGGUACUUCAUAAACAAAGAUGGAGAUGACGUCUGCUAGCACGUAACAUCUUUUUAGACUAAUGUUGAUUAGUUAUCUGACUUACGAAAUGCUGUAUUCUUGAACCUUUCUAUUGUACUGGGUGGCUUGCAUUCAAUGGUUACCCGGCGGGUGUACUUCCUUAUAUGGCCAAUACGGGGAUUUGUCUCUGGACAGAGCAUUGCCAGAGUAGAGGAUCUAGACAGAGCUAGACACACUAGACACAAACAAGCCAUUAUUAAAAAGCAUUUAAUUUCCGCUAAUCGUAACAUCCAUCCUACAUCAUUCGAAUAAGGACACAAGGAGAGUUCAAGUUUUCCUUGUUAGAUCUUAUAACAGGUUGACGCAUCACGUGGUACACCGUUCUUGUCUAACGAGCAAUCUUAAAGAAUUAAUAGUGGCUUCCAUAUUUUGGCCAACUAAAUCAAACGAGGCCUGUAAAGAUUCAAAAUGUUUACUGCAAAUAAAAAAAAAGUCACCAGUGGCAAACCUUCGAACCACAACAGAAACCUAAACACAAAAUCCAAUUAGUCGCUGGCCAAUACCUUCGUAUGUACCUGUUUUUAUAACACUCACUUGGGGUCUUACACUGAGCCGGCUGGGCAUUUGGUCCAUUAUUCUCACUUGAUUUGGUCCCAUAUAGGAACAAAAGGAGUACUCAUUCCAUCUUAAAACAAUUGUUUUCUGUAAGGAGUCCUCUAAAGCAAAUUAAAUACCAUGGGGAUGGUAAAAAAUUAUCCUUCCCUGCGUAUAUACAACUCGUAAGACCUUGCAAUUCUUCCGAGCGUGUUCUGGAUUACUGUUUUUCUACGAAAUGGAAAGGAUGGAAUAAACCAUCCAUUACUACUUGAGUUACCCUAUCUAAGGAUCAAACCAAAGACACAAGGCCAACAACGCGAAAAAUGAUACCCUAUUAAAGGCUCGAGAUCCUCAAAAACCAUACCCUAUCAGGCGGUACUUACCUAUCUAGCCCAUCCAUAUAUGGGAUUAUCCGCCCCACCCCCGCCGAAGACUUCACUUGUCACGUGGCAAGCAAACAUGGAUUUGGACGACGAAUGCCAGGUUAUUCAUGAAUUUUCUGUUGUUAAAUGUUGCCUUUCUUAUUUAAAUAUUUUUGAAUUUAAACGUGAUUCAUAUCUUUUUGGUGAUAUGUCACAGGAAGUUUCAUGUUUUUCAUAAAAGCGUUUCUAGUUAGUCACGUGAUUAAUCAAGGCAGAAAAACCUAUAGCGGAAGAAAUGAAUGUUUGACCAAAGAAAAUGUUACGGACAUGUUACAUGCUAGCAGACGUCAUCAUCUUUGUUUAUGAAAUACCAUGCAUAUUUUGGCAUUAUAUUAAUGUUGACGAAUUAAGUUGAAUCACUCUCAAAAAAUUAUUACAAAGUGCGAUGGAAUUAUUACAAAUUGCGACAGCUUAGUUUAUUACAAAGUGCGAUGGACUGUUAUUACAAAUUGCGACAGCUUUUUUAUUACAAAGUGCGACACGGUUUAUUACAAAUUGCGACAGGUAUUACAAAGUGCGAUGGAUUUAUUACAGAUUGCGACAGGUUUUACAAAGUGCGAUGAUUAUUACAAAUUGCGACAGUACAAGGUUUGUCCGGUCGAAUCCUUGAAUAGCCGAUCAUGAUGUUGGAUCACGUGAUAUUUACGGAAAUUGUGCAGAAAUCAAAAUCUCAAAAAAGCAAAGUUUCACACUGACAUAAAUAUCGGGGUUUUUUUCUUUUGGCUCUCCGUUUUUCCUUCUUGGUGUCAACAUUUCUCCGUUGUUUUCUUUGACACGUUUCCGUUUGUCAAGUUGUUUUGUGGUAUUGCUGUUGUGUUGUAACCUAUUUUUCGACCGUCCGUUUUUCGCUUGAGUAGUUCAUUGUUUUCUUCUAAUCGCUAGCUUCUGUACAGUCAUCAUGAGUCAUACGCUGCUUUUCCUAUGCCAAUUCUUCGUACCGUGGGCAUUAUUAGCGUUGUCUCCUGAACCCGUUUUCAGUUAGAGUCCAGUUGCUUCGCAUGGUUAGCCACAGUCUCCUUAUCACUCAUCUCACUCUGUAGGUUCUCGUUGCAGUAGUAGUCGUAUUCCGUUACUAGCGAUUUCCCGUAAGUAAAUACAUGUACUUUGUAGCUUCUCUACGUUCCAAGUCUUCAUUUAAAUGCCCUUGACUAAGGAAAAGUGCCGUCUUUCAAUCAAUCAGUGCUUUAUAAUUUUGUUCUUUAGUAGCUACUGACCUCCAAGCUAGCUACUUAGAGUGCAAGUAAAGCAGUUUUUAACUCCUGUAGUGCAUGGUUCAUGGUAGAUGUACGACUGCACGACUUAUGUCGACUGAACACUGACGAACUGCAGAUGAAUUAAUUCGUUCGGUGCGCUUGCUCACACAAGCUAAUGCGACCCUUCUAUUGAAAGAAUUAUCCAAAAUUCGUCUCUGAUGAUGUGCAUUGAGAUAAUCCUUAUGAUCGUUUUUCUUUUAGGAACUGGUACCAUAUCAGAUGACUUCCAGCAUGAUUUCAAAAGGCGCAUGCUUGGACAACAAUCAUACUCAUUUUAUUCUGGUGGAUGAUGGGACAAUUAACAAAUACGGAGGAGAGAUUUCAUUCCGAGCCAGUCUUGAG